CCCUGGGAGAGGUAGUUCUCCUGGGUGUCUACCGGUGUUGCCAGCGCGGCAGUGGCGGCUCUUUCGGCUCUAUCCGGCGGGUCCUGUGAGGGCGUGCUGAGGUGGCCAAAGGGCGUGAAACUGAAAGAGGGUGAGUCAGGCACUGUCUAAGCGAUAAAUCGAGGGAGCUCCGCGGUGUAGGGCUGACUUCACUAAGUGCGGCCCGUGCCGCAGUCUCUUCUGGGGCCCGGCAAAUAACGUCAGCGAGAGGAGGGUGAGGAGGAGCCAGAGCCCGCUGGCUGCGAUCGUUCUCGCCCUCAGUACGCCGCCAUCUCCACCAUGCAGUCCCGGGAGGAAGCCCCGCGCUCUCGCCGCCUCGCUAGCCCCCGCGGCGGGAGACGGCCCAAGAGGAUUUCCAAACCCUCGGUUUCGGCAUUUUUCACCGGCCCAGAGGAGCUGAAGGACUCGGCCCAUUCAGCAGCUCUGCUGGCACAGCUCAAGUCUUUCUACGACGCGCGUCUGCUAUGCGACGUAACCAUCGAGGUGGUGACACCUGGUAGUGGGCCUGGCACGGGUCGCCUUUUCUCCUGCAACCGCAACGUCUUGGCCGCCGCGUGCCCAUACUUCAAGAGUAUGUUCACGGGCGGCAUGUACGAGAGCCAGCAGGCGAGUGUGACCAUGCACGAUGUGGACGCCGAGUCCUUCGAGGUGUUGGUUGACUACUGCUACACGGGCCGCGUGGCGCUGAGCGAGGCCAACGUGCAGCGCCUCUAUGCGGCCUCUGACAUGCUUCAGCUCGAGUAUGUGCGGGAAGCCUGCGCCUCCUUCUUAGCCCGUCGCCUCGACCUGACCAAUUGCACCGCCAUCCUGAAGUUCGCAGACGCCUUCGACCAUCACAAGUUGCGGUCUCAGGCCCAGUCCUUUAUAGCUCACAACUUCAAGCAGCUCAGUAGAAUGGGUUCAAAUCGGGAGGAGACUCUGGCAGAUCUGACCCUGGCCCAGCUGCUGGCUGUCCUGCGCUUGGAUAGUCUGGACAUAGAGAGUGAGCGGACUGUGUGCCAUGUGGCUGUUCAGUGGCUGGAGGCUGCUCCCAAAGAGCGUGGUCCCAGCGCUGCAGAAGUUUUCAAGUGUGUCCGUUGGACACACUUCACUGAAAAGGAUCAGGACUACCUGGAAGGGCUGCUGACCAAGCCCAUUGUGAAGAAGCAUUGUCUGGACGUUAUUGAAGGGGCCCUACAAAUGCGCUAUGGUGAUACGAUGUACAAGACUGUGGUGCCCACACCAAACAGCAGCACCGGCUCUAUUGUAUCUUCAGCAGAAAAUCCACCCCAGAGGAUGGGUAUGUGUGCCAAGGAGAUGGUGAUUUUCUUUGGACACCCCAGAGAUCCUUUUCUCUGCUAUGACCCAUACUCAGGGGACAUUUACACAAUGCCUUCACCUUUGACCAGCCUGGCUCACACUAAGACCAUCACCUCCUCAGCUGUCUGUGUCUCUCCAGACCAUGACAUCUAUCUAGCUGCCCAGCCCAGGAAAGACCUCUGGGUAUAUAAACCGGCCCAGAAUAGUUGGCAGCAACUUGCAGACCGCUUGCUGUGUCGUGAGGGCAUGGAUGUGGCAUACCUCAAUGGCUACAUUUACAUUUUGGGUGGACGAGAUCCUGUUACUGGUGUUAAAUUGAAGGAAGUGGAAUGCUAUAGUGUUCAGAGGAACCAGUGGGCUCUGGUGGCUCCUGUACCCCAUUCCUUCUAUUCCUUUGAACUAAUAGUGGUUCAGAACUAUCUUUAUGCUGUAAAUAGUAAACGCAUGCUCUGCUAUGAUCCUAGCCACAAUAUGUGGCUGAACUGUGCUUCUCUUAAACGUAGUGACUUUCAGGAAGCCUGUGUCUUCAAUGAUGAGAUCUAUUGUAUCUGUGACAUCCCGGUCAUGAAGGUCUACAACCCAGCCAGGGGAGAAUGGAGGCGUAUUAGUAAUAUUCCCUUGGACUCAGAGACCCACAACUAUCAGAUUGUCAAUCAUGGCCAAAAAUUGCUGCUCAUCACCUCGACCACUCCACAGUGGAAAAAGAACAGGGUGACUGUGUAUGAAUAUGAUACCAGAGAAGACCAGUGGAUUAACAUCGGUACCAUGUUAGGCCUCUUGCAGUUUGACUCUGGGUUUAUUUGCCUCUGUGCUCGUGUGUAUCCUUCCUGCCUUGAACCUGGUCAGAGUUUCAUCACUGAGGAAGAUGAUGCACGGAGUGAGUCUAGUACUGAGUGGGACUUAGAUGGAUUUAGUGAGCUGGACUCUGAGUCAGGAAGCUCAAGUUCUUUUUCUGAUGAUGAAGUCUGGGUGCAAGUAGCGCCUCAGCGAAAUGCACAGGAUCAGCAGGGUUCAUUGUAAAUAAUACUAAGGCGUUUCUACUGCUCUGGAAUGUAUCUUAAAAAGAGCCUUCUUUUUCCUAAAAAAAAAAAAAAAUUUGAGUAAGACCACAGAUUUGGUUUAGAAAGGGUAAUAUUUUGAAAUACUAACUUAAAGUUACAAAAUUUAAACAGUUCAUGAAAUCAGCCUAUUUAAUAAUUUACCGUGCUAAAAGUCCAAAAUUAAAAUAGUAAAAGUUCUAUGAAAAAACUAAACUCUAUAAUCGAUUAAAAUGCUUGGAGAUUUUUUUCAUUGUUAAAGUACCAGUGGAUUAUUUUGAUUAAUUAGCAUGUUUAUAAUUUAAUUAUCCUAGUUUAGUCCGUUCAUUUUAAAAUUCUGUUCAGUGGUGCAAGCAAAGUAACUUUUUAUUUGAAUUUUUAUAAUAGAAAACUUACUGGACUACGAAUUGCUAGGUAGGGUUUUGAAGGUAUGUAUUUUCCUUCACAAUAAUGAAAGCAGUAGAUUUCCAAAAUUUUAAACUAGUUGUUUUUUUAAAAAUGUAUAUUUAAGUUAAACAUAAUUUGUUAAGUUUUUGUUUGGCUCUCCUCCCCUUUGCAGAGAAAAAAAAAAGUGGAUAUGUGCGUUAAGAUUAUUGAAUAGUGAUUUCAUUUUGAUAAUGUACAGAAUGGCCUUACUAGCUCAUGGAAGAUUUUUAAAAAAUCAGGAUUUCACUGUUUGAAAGAAAUUCCAGUUUUAAUUUGGAAUAUAAAAUGUGCAUUUGCUAAAUGAUCUCUAUUUUCUAUCUUAAAAAAAAGCCAUUCUGAUAAUGUCACCAAUCAUUUAAAAACCCUUCUAAACCAAAAAAAAAAAAAAAAAAGGAACAAGUUUUAUAGGUUCAUAUUUUUGAUCUAUACCUGAUAGAUGUUUUAUUGAAUCAGAGUAAUGAUCCUUUUUUUCAUUGGACAUAUUGGGUAAGGUAAAUUUUUAUCAAUUGGUCACGCCUUGACUAAAAGCUUUGCUUUCCUAAAACCUUUUGACUAUAGUUUUGGUGCUCAUCUUAGAGGACUCUUGAUUAGAAUGUGGUUUGUUCUUUACUGUUUUUGUGAGGUACUACGGGAUUUUGAAAAUAUGUAUAAGCUAAAAACAGUAUUUUAUUGAGAUCAGUAGUCAUUGUGUCUAUCAACUAUGAAAUCAAGUGCCAGCAAAAAACCUUAAAACUUUAAGCUGUGUAUAGCAUUGAAAUAUUCUGUCAGUUUUGGAAGUCCCUGUAAAUGUUCUUAAUUAUCAGCUUUAAGGUAUUUUUGUAUUAAAAGUUGACAGUUAAAGAACAUAAGUGAAUGAUGGCAUUUGGGGCCAACUGUGAAAGUAUGUUUCCUCUAAAAUAUUUCCCUAAGAAGUGGUAUACAUGGUUAUUUUAUUAUGGCAUUUGUAUCUGUUCCGUGUUUUUAUGUGAAUCAUGGUCCAGUGUUUUUUGGCGGGGGUUGGGGGGGAGGAGUCACCAUAAUGUAAGGGAAAGUCCAGAAUAGAGACUAAAUUGCACAAAACUGACAUUGUUAGGUACAGGAAAAUACAGGUGCUUACCUUUUGAAGGCUUGUAAUACAUAUGGUUGGCCUGAUACAUAUACAUGAUAAAUGGCCAGAUGCUUAUAGUGUAUUAAUUUUUCUAUUCCCAUUUAGAAUGAUCUUCCUGAAUCUUUUUCUUUUUUGAUAACACGCUAAUCCCUCGUGUAUGAUUGUUCUCUAGUGACAGAAUGCUAUCAUUUCUUUCACUCUGGCAGAGUACAGAGGAGUGUGCUCUGGUAUGGGGAACUGAAUUUUUUAAUGAAAUGUCAGAGGACAAAAAAAAGAGGGAGAGAGAGAAAAAGAUAAGGAAAAACAAUGUUUUCUUAGCCAUUCUGAUUGGCCUUUAGAAGAAUCUACAGGACGUUCCUGUUUAACAUUACUUUUAGUGAAAUGAUAUGCUUGCCCUAUCGAUGUGUUCUUUCAAAAGGGCAAACAUGCUUUAGUGGCCUAAAACUAAAUUUUGUCCCAUUUGAUAUCAGGAUGUUAUAAGCACUGCUUUUAACAUAGCUAUUUCUCGAUAGUGUAAUUUUCUUGGCCAACUUUUUCAUCAGUAAUUUCUUGUUGAUAGCUUUUUGUUUUAUAAAGUUGAAAUAUAAGACAAUGCUUAUCUCAACCAGAUCAUCCAUCUGCAGAAUUAAGGUAUGCAGCUAAUUUAUGAAAGACAAAUUCUCCCAUUUGUCAUUUUCAGCCUUUGAGUUAAAGCCAAAAGUAAAUAGUAGUAAUAUCUUCAUUUACCAUGAGGUUUUUCUUGGGAAGCAUUUUGUUUUUACAGUUUUCAUAAUUUACGUUUUUGUGAAUUGGAGUAGAUGUUAACCAUUAUUUUAUAGGUAAGAGAUUUGUAUGUGGUUAGUUGCAAAUAAAAUUGGCACUAGAACCCA
Molecule: messenger RNA, 4757 nt
Organism: Loxodonta africana (African savanna elephant)
Lineage: Eukaryota; Metazoa; Chordata; Mammalia; Proboscidea; Elephantidae
Gene: KBTBD7
Product: kelch repeat and BTB domain containing 7
Exons: 1
Coding region: 319-2358 (679 amino acids)
Molecular function (GO): protein binding
Source: RefSeq, a predicted model, not a curated record